Molecule: messenger RNA, 1938 nt
Organism: Candidula unifasciata
Lineage: Eukaryota; Metazoa; Mollusca; Gastropoda; Stylommatophora; Geomitridae
Source: the annotation of a GenBank genome assembly
AUGACAUUUGAAGAAAGCGAUAGCCAUCACACUGGCAAAGUGAUAGGAUCACCCCACCCAGUAGCCACACAGAUGAGGACCAUGAUUCAUCCAUGUGUAGAUCCACCAUUGUGUGACAGUUGUACACGUUUGGAGCUCUCGUUCUUUGAUCCACUAUGUCCAGGCUGCAGAGAGAUUCUAAUGAAUCCCAGCACAACAAUUCCUGAGAUAUAUGCCAUCAUGAGACAGUGGACACCUCAGACCCAACAGUCUCUAGCACUGUUAGUGGACGAGAUCUUGAAACGAGGAGCAAAUAUCAAUGAUCGAGAUGGUCUGACAGAUAUGACCCUUUUGCACUAUGCUAGUAAGUCAGGAGCAGCAGGAAUUGGUGAUCCAGAAUCGGCCAUGCGCAUCGUCUCCAUGCUUAUUGAUGCUGGCGCUGAUGUGAACAUCAGAUGUCGAUGGACCAAUAUGACUGCCCUUCACUAUGCUGCUUACUUUGAUGUAGUACCUGUACUCAAAAUCCUGCUCAAAGCUACAAAAGCUUUAGACAUUGACAACACAUGUUCUGAAUUUGAACAUGGCACAGCCCUUCACAUUGCUGCCUCUAAUUUAGCACAUGAGGCAUGCAAGAUCUUACUGCAGAAUGGUGCAAAUCCAUCACUAAAAGACGACUUGGGUAGAAUGCCUGUUGACUGUGUGCCCGAUGCAAGUUCCUUAGAGGAAGAUUCAAACAUGUUGCAGUUGGUAGCAAAAGUGAAGAAAACACUGAGUGAAGCUCUCCCUCCAUCACAAAAACAGCUUCCACCAAACUAUGACUUUGUCCAAAGUAAAGUGACAUUGCAGGUGUUGGGUCUGGCUCUUGGAGAUAAAAUUCUGGUUGGAGGUGUAAAGAAUGGAAUUCUUCGAUACUGUGGGCCAACUGAGUUUGCUCCAGGUUUGUGGGCUGGAGUGGAACUAGAUGAAUCCUCAGGGAAAAACAAUGGCAGUGUUGGUGGUGUCAGCUAUUUUAUUUGCCCCAGUAAUUGUGGAAUUUUUGCUCCCAUAAGUAAAAUCACAAAGCUUGGUGCAGUUCAGAGGUCCCAGACGCCCCCUGUUACCAAAAGAUUAUCCAGAGAUUUUGCUUCAAUAGACUUGUCGAGAGUCUCUGCAAAAGUGAACACAGGUUUGUUCAAGCAUGCCUCUGUAGAUACAGAAAUGAUUGAGGUCAAUGACAGAGUAGUUGUUGCUGGACAGAGGAAAGGAACUGUACAGUUUAUUGGGGAAACACAUUUUGCUCCUGGCAUAUGGUAUGGGAUAGAACUUGACAGACCAGUUGGAAAAAAUGAUGGGUCGGUUGGUGAUGUGCGCUAUUUUUCUUGCAAGGCCAAGCAUGGGGUGUUUGCACCACUCACCAGAAUACAGAAAUUGGGUGACAGGACAUUCAGUUCCAGUGAGUCUCUAGAUACUAUCAGCUGGGGCGCUGUGUCUGAGAAACUAGACAGAAGAUUUGCUGCUACUAUGUCAACUCCUCAUCGAACUCCAUCAAAGUCACUAAAACAGCAUAAUUUAAGUCUUUCCCGCACACCUGGCCAGAGUCCAGCACAGAUAUUGGAGCCUGGUGCUACAGUUUUGUGCAACAAUGAACUAGGUGUCAUCCGGUACAUAGGACCAACAGAGUUUGGUGAAGGAACUUGGCUGGGAGUAGAACUACGCAAGCCGAAAGGAAAGAAUGAUGGCAGUGUGCAAGGCAAGCGUUAUUUCACCUGCCCACCUAACUGCGGUCUACUUGUGAAACCCAGCAGAGUUACAGUGCGAGGCAUCAACGGGGCUAAAAUCUUGGCCGAGCAGAAUGCAGCAUUAAUUAGCACUCAGAUGGUUGGCAGAACCAGCAGAAGUAGUGAGAACUUACAUUGGAGCCGAUCAAGCAGUCGAGAAGGUUCACUUGUCAAUGGAACUGAUAGUAAAGAAAAACUUUAA